CAAGGCGCCCGCGGAGUCCCAACCGUAGAAAAACAAAACCCUCGCUUAACAACUAAACUAACAUUUUACACCAAACUUCGCUCGGGAAUCCGUGUUUUUCGGUAUCGGAAACCGAGUCCGGCGAUUGAUUCUCGGCCGUUUCCCGUCGCUCUUUAAAAAGGCCUUUUUGGGGGGCGAUGUUGUUUAUCUGUAGUAAAGGGGGCGGCUUGAAACCAUCCCUCCCUUGCCCCAUUUCCUCGGUUGUUUUCCUUCUCUCGCCUGGAUUCUCCAUGUUGUUGGUGCUAAAGUGAGGACUUCGCAGCGUCGGGUUGAAGAAGAAGAAGGGGGGGGGCGAUAUUUACCAGUAACUGUAAAGGAAAAAAAACAAAACAAGAACAACAACAACCUGAGACGACGGAGCUUAAACGAGACUCGAAUAAGGAGGGAUACGGCUCCCCUAAAAAAAAGAGAGAGAGAGAAAAAAACAACACAUCCAAGUGCCUUGCCCCCUUUACCCAAGGCGGACCUCCGAGAGAAGAAACGGCGGAGGAAUAAAAGAAACGAAGGAAGAAGAUAAAAAUCCUCCACUCUCUCUCUCUCUCUCCAUCUUUCUGGCGGUGUAUUUUUUAUUUUUUCUUCCCCUCUCGGUCUGUGUGUGUGUCGGUGAGGCGGAUGACAAGUUUUUUUAGCCUCGGUGAAUAAUUUGAGUCGACUCGUCCAUAAGAAGCCCAAUGAGGGAUGCCCAUCAGUGCUCGGGGACAGGAUUUGAGGAUUUCGAGGGCUCCGUGAUUGUCCGAUGGAAAGUUCUGUUAUCACCCAAGUGCAGAAAGAAGACGUUCAAGUGUCACCGCCGAAAACAGGCCAGGUGUGCCGGUCUGCCCUGAAACAGCCUCGGAGUUGUAACAUCUUCAAAGCGCUCUUCUGUUGCCUCCAAGCUCAGGAUGGCCCCAAACCACCUCCGCCGCUACCACCGCCUUCCCAGCAGGCCUUGCUGGAGUCACAGGAAAAUGGGGCGGUUGUCAAGCUGUCCGAACCCAGCCUCCUGCCUGAGGUGAUAGCCGAGGACCAGGGGAAGAUAUGCGUGGUCAUAGACCUGGAUGAAACCCUGGUGCACAGCUCGUUCAAGCCUAUUAGUAAUGCAGACUUCAUCGUGCCUGUGGAGAUAGAGGGGACCACACACCAGGUGUACGUGCUGAAGCGGCCGUACGUGGACGAGUUCCUGCAGAGAAUGGGAGAGCUGUUUGAAUGUGUGCUGUUUACAGCCAGUCUCGCAAAGUACGCAGACCCAGUGACGGACCUGCUGGAUCAGUGUGGCGUAUUCAGGACUCGGUUAUUCCGGGAAUCUUGUGUUUUCCACCAGGGCUGCUACGUUAAAGAUUUGAGUCGUCUGGGCAGAGACCUCCACAAAACCCUCAUCCUGGACAAUUCUCCUGCCUCCUACAUCUUUCACCCUAAUAAUGCUGUUCCCGUGCUGUCAUGGUUUGACGACGUAGACGACGCCGAGCUGCUCAACCUUCUGCCCGUGUUCGAGGAACUGAGUCAAGCCGACGACGUUUACACCCGGCUGGACGAGCUGCGCGGACAUUAAGCUCUCAAGGGGGGACCCUCUCUGCUCAGCUCCUUUCUUUAGAGCUCUUCUAUCGACUACAAUAGAUCCGUACAAUGAGAAUAAGAGUUUUUUCGCCUUUGCACAAAAAAAAAAAAUCAUCUAUCGUUUUAGAAAAUUGUAUUAGGAGGGUUGAGAGGGGUGUUAAAGGAAAUACCAAGCCUGGGAGAAAGAAAAAAAAAAACACACAAUGGGUCAGCUGAAACUAUAGAUCGCAAUUUGAGGCCUUUUCCUCUUGAACCUCGGUGCUGAUAAUAUUGACAACCACUAUUUGAAGGCACUAAGACAAAAGAGUGGGAAACAAGCAACCAAAGCAGUCCCGUCACAAUCACUCCAGUUUACUCUGAAUGAAUAUUAAAAAGUGGUUCUUUUGCCAAAGCAGAAGCCUGCCUGCCCUGACUUGACUUUUUUGGACAUUGUUUUUCAUUAUUGUGCCUUUUAUGGAACAACAACAACAACAAGAAAAAAAAAAAACAUCAGCUCUUUUUUUAAUAAAAUUUCCACCAGAUUUUAUACAUUUAUUGAUUUUUUUUUUCUUCUUCUUUUUGUAGGUUGUUUUAUAAGGAAAUCUAUUUUUAAACGGUGAUCAUGGUUCUUCUAUGCAACCCAGUUAUGUAAUAAUGACAUGGACAGUACCUCUCAAGUAGCCAGAGUCAGCAGAUGUUAACAUUUAGCCUUAUUUACAUGUAAAUGAGCAGCAAAACAAAACAAAAAGAAAUCUGUAUUUUACUUAUUUGUAUUGUACAAUAAACAGAAUUUCUACAAAAAAACAUGCAGAUAUACAUCAUUAGUAAUCAGAUUGAUAUUUCAUAUAUUGGGGGUUGUUUUGUUUUUUUUAAGUUAAGUAAACAGGGCGAAGUCUUUUCUUUGAUGGUCCGUUGAAAGCAGACACACUGGAAUAUGUCGGCACAUAGGAUGACCAAUAAAAGCCACAGUUUUCAGUCCAGGUUUUUAAUAAUAGUUUGUUACGAUGUUUUGUUUGUUUUUCUUUUUAUUACUAUAUGACAAAAACAACCUUGCACUUGUUUUAUAUUGACAGUGCUGAAAGUAAAAAAACAAGAAAAAACAAAACAAAAAAAACUACAACAUGAAACUGUGCCUUUUUAGAAAUUCGGACAGAGAAUGGUGUUCUGCCUGAACAGAGAUUCGUAGGCCUACACACUCUGAGUGUCAUGCUGGGCGUGAGAAAACACUGUCAAGAGCAAGUGUAAUGCCAUGUGGCGGUGGUACUUGCAGUGCAACACUUGAAAAUAUCAAAUCUGAUUUUUUUAACAUGUGUGUGCGUGUUUUUUCUAUAUUUAUUGGCCAAAAUCUGUAUUGUCCAGUACUUCGUAAUGCUUCACAUUUUUUGUAUUUGUAAUCCAUUCGCCUACUUUUGAGGCUGGCCUUGUGUUUUAACUGUUUUAUCUGUGCCUACGUAACAUAACACUUUGCUGUCAAAAGCUCAUGGAUUAUUCAAAAAGAACUCCGCAGUUAAAUCGGUUCAAUGAAUACAUGUAAAUCCAACAUUCAAUCAUGCAAGAGAUGUUUUCUUCCUUUUUUUUCCAUUUUAAAUUCAUUACAACAAAUAUUUUGUUGUUUGGGGGUAUGUUUCCUGGGUGAUAUGGUUUUUUUCUUACGAUGUUUAAUGUCUGAUGCAAUUAUUGUCUGCAUGUUAACUAGUCAAAUAUGACGAUGAAAAUGUACCAGUUGUGAUGACCAAAAGUAUUUGUUUUAGACAGUCACAAUUUGUCUUUUGUGUAUCAGAAUAAAUCAGAAAACUCAUUUUGUCUACCUGAUCUGACCAAAACUCUAAAAAGACAAUGUGCUACCAGUUUUUAUUUUAAAAUAAAAAUUGGUUAUAUUUUACUCUCUUUUUGUGUUU
Scomber japonicus (chub mackerel) is the source of this 3449-nucleotide messenger RNA. RefSeq names its product CTD (carboxy-terminal domain, RNA polymerase II, polypeptide A) small phosphatase 2 (gene ctdsp2). The record is from RefSeq and is a predicted model, not a curated record. Gene Ontology annotation, molecular function: RNA polymerase II CTD heptapeptide repeat phosphatase activity. The transcript has 7 exons. Bases 776 to 1567 code for a protein of 263 amino acids. NCBI's taxonomy places the organism in Eukaryota, Metazoa, Chordata, Actinopteri, Scombriformes, Scombridae.